Molecule: messenger RNA, 1509 nt
Organism: Engraulis encrasicolus (European anchovy)
Lineage: Eukaryota; Metazoa; Chordata; Actinopteri; Clupeiformes; Engraulidae
Product: homeobox protein unc-4 homolog
Exons: 5
Coding region: 1-1509 (502 amino acids)
Biological process (GO): regulation of DNA-templated transcription
Molecular function (GO): sequence-specific double-stranded DNA binding; DNA-binding transcription factor activity, RNA polymerase II-specific
Source: RefSeq, a predicted model, not a curated record
AUGAUGGAUAGCCGGGUGCUGGAGCACUCCCACGCCGGGUUUGGGAGCUCAUUGGGCGGCGUGGUCGGAGUGGGAUUCCCCUCCUAUCACCACCACCACCUGGCCCAUCACCACCACCACCACCACCACCGCCGUGUCUACGACUUGAGCGGGGGUCAGCUGCACUCUUCGGGCACCUUGCCCUUCACCAUAGACGGCUUGCUGAGCUCCAGCAGCCCGCUCCUGCUGUCGGGGUGCGGUGGUGUCAACGCAGCAGACAAUCAGGCAUACACACUGGCAGACUCGGGAGACCUCGUGGAGAAGGAAAGCCCCGGUGGAGGCGGCGGCGGAUGCAAACGGAGACGCACGCGCACCAACUUCACGGGCUGGCAGCUGGAGGAGCUCGAGACGGCCUUCGCAGAGAGCCACUACCCGGACGUCUUCAUGCGCGAGGCGCUCGCCCUCAGACUGGACCUCGUGGAAUCGCGAGUACAGGUGUGGUUCCAAAAUCGUCGUGCCAAAUGGCGUAAAAAAGAGAACACCAAAAAGGGCCCAGGUCGUCCGGCCCACAACGCCCACCCGACCUCCUGUAGUGGGGAACCCAUGGACCCGGAGGAGAUCGCACGACGCGAACUCACACGACUCCAGAAGCGCCAACGCAAGCAGGAGCGACGGCAACUGCGUGCCAGCCUCCACCAGUCCAAAAUGGCCACAGGGCCCGGGGGGUUAGAGGUCGGGAUGGCGGCGGGGGUGGGGGCGGGGAUGGCUGACACUCUGCUGCACACGCCCGGCUCCGACAGCGACAGCGGCGUAUCGCAGAGCACGGACGGGGAAGCCACUCCCACUCCCACGAACCGGCCAACAAGCAGGCUCUCGGGCGUCGUCGCCACACCAAUGCCAACCAGCAGCCCCAUUGCCAUGGUGAUGCCUACCACCAUCACGCCAUUACAUACACAAACACAAACACAAACACAUGGCCUGACGGACUGCAAGUCGCCCUCAGGAGACCGAGGAGGAGUUACCCCAAAGCCGAGUCCGUUCAGCGUGGAGUCCUUGUUAUCGGACACCAGACACCCCAGGAGGAAAACCACCCAGACUCCUGUGGGGACUCCGCCCACUCACACUUGCACUCACGCCUCAUUGGUGGGCAGCGGAGGUCACUUCCUGCUCUACCCUGUCACCCAGCCAAUCGGCUUCAUGGUGCCGCAGACGGCCGUCAGAGCAGUAGCUGGGCUGGGCCCUGGAGAGAGGAGCUGUAUGCCAAUCACAUGCAGGGGGAGGGAGACCACACUGCCAUUCACCAAUCACAGCAGUGAAGCACUCGCCUCCACACUGCCAUUCACCAAUCAGCACUAUGUGUCCUCUGAAGAGCCCGCCUUCGCACUGCCAACCACCAAUCACAGCAGGGAAGACCUUCACCCCUUUACCCUCCUUUCCACCAACCAGCAGCCUGUCUUCUCUGAAGAGCACGCCUCCACACAGCCGUUCUCCAAUCACCAAGUCUCCUCUGCGGACUCCUGCCAUUGGUGA